Molecule: messenger RNA, 1194 nt
Organism: Seminavis robusta
Lineage: Eukaryota; Bacillariophyta; Bacillariophyceae; Naviculales; Naviculaceae
Source: the annotation of a GenBank genome assembly
AUGAAGCCUUUCUUGUACCCCACCAUAAUGAUAUUGUCAUUUGUAGUUGGGCAGGCACAGGCUUCUGGAGAAUGCUGCUAUAUUGCUGUUGGAAUAGUAGAUUCAAGCUGUGACCUUUGCACCCCAGGAAGCUGCGUAGGCACAGAUGUACAGUGUAUUUCCUCAACACAAAAUAACUGUGAUGAGAGAUUUGCAUCAUGGUGCCCUGAUGACACUGGCGCACCUACACCAAGCCCCACCUCUUAUCCCUCCUACUCUCCAACUGCUGAACCUACUACCAGUCCUACAGCUUAUCCAUCCUACUCUCCAACUGCUGAACCUACUACCAGUCCUACAGCUGGACCAACCACCUCUCCAACCGACAGUCCAACAGCGGGACCCACUGAAUCUUCCACUGAGGGUACUACUGACAUUCCAGCCACUGAUCCUGUUCCUACUUCAACAAGUGCUGGCGGUGGUGGAGAUCCUCAUUUUAAGACCUGGAAUAGCACAUGGUAUGACUUCCAUGGCAUCUGUGACUUGGUGCUUCUUGACGAUGAAAACUUUGCCAAUGGACUUGGGCUGACGAUCCACAUUCGUACAAAAGAUCGGUACCCGUAUGCCUACAUUGAAAGUGCUGCUCUCCAGAUUGGCGAAGAUAUUUUGGAAGUUUCCAGCUUUGGAGAGUACAUGAUGGAUGGGGUUUCCAAGGUUGACAUGCCUGCUGAGAUGGGUGGGCAGUUUUUGGUUGAUCAUGAGCAGAAGAGUGACAAGGAACACACCUUCACAAUCAAGGUUGGUGAGAGUGAGGCCAUCAAGCUUUCCACCUUCAAGGACAUGGUGACUGUGAUGAUUGAAAAUGGUAGCUCAGCCGAUUUUGGCACCAGUGUUGGAUUGAUGGGCAAGUUUGGUGAUGGAGCUCUACUUGCAAGGGAUGGAACUACGGUUAUUGGGGACCACAACUUGUUUGGUCAGGAAUGGCAGGUGUUGGCAAGUGAGCCCCAGCUGUUUCAGACUUCAUCCCAGUUUCUUGGCAAGAGAUGUGUCCCUCCUGCCACGACCAAGGGCCGCCGUCGCUUGGGUGUGACCAUUUCUAAGGAUGCCGCUGAGAAGGCCUGUGACCACCACAAGGAUAUGAAGAUGCAAGACAUGUGCGUCUUUGAUGUGAUUGCUAUGGGUGACUUGGAAGUUGCCCAUGCUCAUGGUGCCUUCUAA